AAUGAAGCGACAGUACAGUCUACAGACUUGGGUCUGAAGAACAAUGGGCGAUCUGACAGUUACAGAUGUAAUCAGUCCAUUGUUGGAAAGUUGCUUGUAGCCGGUAACUCAGUGCAAGUUUCCAGGGAAGCUGGAAACCGGUCCAGUAGUAACGCUUGUACAGUGUUCGUCGGCAGAUUACAGUGUUGUUUGCAGUAAUUUAGCAAUUUCGAUAAUCGGCGUUGAGUAGUCAUGUUAAUUUUGUCAGAUAACUGCACCUUCAUUCUCUUAGUGGCAUUGAGUAAGGUAUGGGCUUUAGCAGCUCAAGUCAGUGACCCUAUUCAUGAUGGAAUAGCACAUCAACUGACCGUAUCAAGAAAUAUAGAAAUAUGUGAAGUGCAUAAUAGUUCAGGAAUCUAUCACAUCAUAAAAAGACAGUCAUCGCCAGCAUCAUUGAUGGUUGUGAAAAUUUGGCCAUCUGGAUGCAGAGCUCGGUUCUCUGGGAACUACAAAUGGGAGAAAAGUGAGAUAACCAUGGAGGCUUCAGUUAAUAAUGACAAGUAUCCAUCUGUUUUUUUCUCCAUUGGUUACCUUCAAAGGGAGUUGGAAGAUGCAUUCUUCAUGAACCUAUAUUGGAAUAAAGAGCAUGUCAUCUUGGAGUUACCAUUCAUGGAGGUGGGUUACUUCUCUAACUUCAAUUCAGCUGUCCCAUGGCAUCUCGAGUCUCCUCCUGGUCUGCACAUCAAAAACUGGCAGUUCUGGAUAAAUGACAAAACUUCAUUGGACAAACUCAGAGAUUUCAGUAAUGGCUUCAAUGGAAUACUUCUCAACAUAACACUGCUGAGUGACGCUGGAAGUGAUUAUGAAACCACACAAGUUAGAUGCCACUUAGAAUCUCAAGAGAGGAGUUUAAUUUUCUUCAAUAUUUCAGAUAGAAACAGUAAGACGUCAGCUGAAAACCAGGAGGAACUCUUACAAUUGCAGUUUCCUCUUAAUUUGAAUUUGACUUGGAAAAGGAAAGUCAAAACUUCUCCCAGCCUAAGUGAAAAAGAAAUAACUCUACGCAUAACUAAUAAUCUCAACAGUGAAUUUGUAUGGUUCCAAAGCAUUGAUGUUUUAGAACCUGAGCUUGAUGAAGGAAAUAAUACAACAUUUUUUGGGAAUCCUCAUUGUUUGGGAAGAUGUGUUCAACAGUCUGCCAAAGAACUUGAGAAAGAUUGCCCUGCAAGGAGUGAAAAAGAAAGCUUGUUUAUGAACAUUGAAAAUUACAGUGUAGAGGGUGAUCGCUGCUGUGAAGAGCAAAAAGAAAAAAAUAACUUACGUGCUAGAAGGAUAAGGAAAGUCACCCAGACUAUAGGAAAAACAGACUUCUUGACAAUGACAGCAAAUAUGACUGUAGACAUGAUGCCGAGUGGCCAUUACAUUGUCUAUAUUAACCAAAAACUCAACCUAAGUGUCUGUCCUGCCCUGAGUUUUUCACUGAAACUCUUAUAG
This is a messenger RNA of Macrobrachium nipponense, 1473 nucleotides long. RefSeq lists its product as uncharacterized. The record is from RefSeq and is a predicted model, not a curated record. Bases 232 to 1473 code for a protein of 413 amino acids. The transcript has 9 exons. Lineage: Eukaryota; Metazoa; Arthropoda; Malacostraca; Decapoda; Palaemonidae.